AUGCGCAUCAUUCCGCAGAGAGCACUCAUCCUCGCUACAUCUCCACGCGAGAAUCUGGAUCCCGAGGGCGCGUAUGCAACGAGAAGCAGAUUUGGCAUGCGCUCCGAAAAUGCCGUGCUAGAGGCUGUACUCGGCGGCAAGAGCAUGAUUCUUAGUCCCGGCCAACAACAUCUUUUCUCGUUCGGGCGUUCACUGCUUCUCAAGCGCAAGAGUCUGUGCAUGGACGAGUCGGCAUCUUCGCCCAACGAGACGUCGGAUCGCGAGAUCUAG
Tilletiaria anomala UBC 951 is the source of this 270-nucleotide messenger RNA. RefSeq lists its product as uncharacterized. Lineage: Eukaryota; Fungi; Basidiomycota; Exobasidiomycetes; Georgefischeriales; Tilletiariaceae. Bases 1 to 270 code for a protein of 89 amino acids. The transcript is spliced from 2 exons. The record is from RefSeq and is a predicted model, not a curated record.